Aspergillus alliaceus is the source of this 2273-nucleotide messenger RNA. RefSeq names its product UTP glucose-1-phosphate uridylyltransferase (gene ugp1). The transcript has 3 exons. Lineage: Eukaryota; Fungi; Ascomycota; Eurotiomycetes; Eurotiales; Aspergillaceae. Gene Ontology annotation, molecular function: UTP:glucose-1-phosphate uridylyltransferase activity. The coding region runs from base 268 to 1833 and encodes 521 amino acids. Gene Ontology annotation, biological process: UDP-alpha-D-glucose metabolic process; glycogen metabolic process. The record is from RefSeq and is a predicted model, not a curated record. Gene Ontology annotation, cellular component: cytoplasm.
CGGAGUACCAUUCAAAGGGAGCCUAAGGUACCAAUAGGAACAGUAUUAAGCUUCGUCUUCCUUGCUCUUUAAUCUUCGUCUCUCUCAUCCUUUGUUUGCCCAACUAUCUCUCCCUCUCUCCCAACUCCCUGCUAUCAUUAUCACACACUGACAGGAUUCAUCCCGUCGCCUUUCCCCCCCUUUUAACUUGAGCUCUCCCACCACAGCCUUCUGGUUCUUGCCUUUCUUUAACCGAAGACCUCUCUCCUUCCCCGCAUUGCAUACACAAUGGCAGCCAGAGUUUUGCCUACCCACCUCAAGGCCCCGGCCACCGAGACCUCGAACACUGGCUCCUUCGGCAAGCACCAUGGAAAGUCUCAGUCUCACAUGGCGUUCGAAAAUGCCUCCACUAGCGUUGCUGCUUCUCAGAUGCGCAACGCGCUGAAUGCCCUGUCAGAGACCGUCCCCGAUCCUCAGGAGCGCAAGCGUUUCGAGGCCGAGAUGGACAACUUCUUUGCUCUCUUCCGCAGAUUCCUGAACGACAAGGCCAAGGGCAACGAAGUGAACUGGGACCGCAUUGCUCCUCCCCAGCCUUCUCAGGUGGUCAACUAUGAUAGUUUGGGAAGCGAGGCCUCGGUUGAGUUCCUGAACAAGUUGGCAGUUGUUAAGCUGAACGGUGGUUUGGGUACUUCUAUGGGUUGUGUUGGUCCUAAGUCCGUCAUUGAGGUCCGUGAGGGCAUGUCAUUCCUGGAUUUGUCCGUUCGCCAGAUCGAGCACCUGAACCGCACUUUCAACGUCAACGUUCCCUUCGUUCUGAUGAACUCGUUCAAUACCGACCAGGACACCCAGUCCAUCAUCAAGAAGUACCAGGGCCACAAUGUCGACAUCAUCACCUUUAACCAAUCUCGCUACCCUCGUAUCAUCAAGGACUCUCUUCUCCCUGCUCCUAAGAGCUUCGAUGCUCCUCUGCAGGACUGGUAUCCCCCUGGUCAUGGUGACGUCUUUGAGUCCUUGUACAACUCGGGCACUCUUGACAAGCUCCUGGAGCGGGGCGUGGAAUACAUCUUCCUGUCCAACGCUGACAACUUGGGUGCCGUGGUGGAUCUUCGUAUCCUGCAGCACAUGGUUGACACCAAAUCUGAGUACAUCAUGGAAUUGACCGAUAAGACCAAGGCCGACGUGAAGGGUGGUACUAUCAUUGACUACGAGGGCAAGGCCCGUCUGCUGGAAAUUGCCCAGGUUCCCAAGGAGCACGUUAACGAGUUCAAGUCCAUCAAGAAGUUCAAGUAUUUCAACACCAAUAACAUCUGGAUGAGCCUCCGCGCCAUCAAGCGUGUUGUUGAGGAGAAUGAGCUUGAGAUGGAGAUCAUUGCGAACGAGAAGUCGAUCCCCGCCGAUAAGAAGGGCGACGCCGACCAGGCCAUCUACCAGCUCGAGACCGCUGUUGGUGCGGCUAUCCGUCACUUCAAGAACGGACACGGAGUCAACGUUCCUCGUCGUCGUUUCCUGCCUGUGAAGACAUGCUCCGAUCUCUUGCUGGUCAAAUCGGAUCUCUACCGUCUGGAGCACGGUCAGUUGGUCAUGGACCCUAACCGCUUCGGUGGUGUUCCCGUGAUCAAGCUUGGAUCCGAUUUCAAGAAGGUCUCCGACUUCCAGAAGCGCAUUCCCAGCAUCCCUCGUAUUGUCGAGCUCGAUCACCUGACGAUUACCGGCGCUGUCAACCUGGGCCGGAAUGUCACUCUCAAGGGUACGGUCAUCAUCGUAGCCACGGAGGGUAGCACUAUUGACGUGCCUCCUGGCUCGGUGCUGGAGAACUGUGUCGUCCAGGGAAGCUUGCGAAUCUUGGAGCAUUAAAUUACACGUUUGGACUACCGUCGGCUUGCAUCAUACUCCAUUUGCCCUUCCACCGGGGCUGGUACAGAAGGAGGUGCCUGCAGGGGCUGAUAGAUCUGUUUUAGAAGCGAGGUUUAUCUUACGUGGAUUUUGGGUCUGAUUAACAUAUAUCCUGUGUUGAUUGAACGUCUGGAAGGCGCAUUCGUGGCAACGGUUCUGAUUGGGAUGUGCAGCAAAACUUAGUUUAGUUCGUCCAUAAUUUUCUCUCUUCAUUUUCUAUUACUACUUCUUACUUUGUUUGGACUGAUCACUUGUUAUUUCCCGGCAAGGUUGGUUUGUCUCUAAUGAAAACAUUCCCGGGAAGCCAUUGCCCGAUGCGAAGCCUGCAGAUAUACUCUACUAUAGUAAACAUAGACGAACUCAGCAAUUGCCUGGAACGGUGGUUCCUUGACUUAACUCAA